This is a messenger RNA of Haplochromis burtoni (Burton's mouthbrooder), 2539 nucleotides long. RefSeq lists its product as uncharacterized. The record is from RefSeq and is a predicted model, not a curated record. The transcript has 6 exons. Bases 240 to 1073 code for a protein of 277 amino acids. NCBI's taxonomy places the organism in Eukaryota, Metazoa, Chordata, Actinopteri, Cichliformes, Cichlidae.
AAGAAUACAAAAAAAGGAAAAGGCUGUGCUUUUAAUAAAAGCAUUUGCCAAAGGUACUGGUGGUAGCAUAGUAUAUAUACCUAUUGUUUCUGAAUACUACAUGCAGCCUAGUAUUUGACCCGAUAAUGACUACAGUACUAGUGUAACUGCCUCCUCAAUUCUCUCCACACAAGACAAAAAGACCAGACACAAGCCAAUCAAUAAACUGCAAAAGAAGAGCCUGUAUUGUAAAUGUGAAAAUGAUUUUGGUAUACAUGAUCAUCACAGCUCUGGUGUGGACUGCUCUGGCGCAAGGAGCUUUGGAAUGCAAUUUAACUCAACCUGGACCACAAAAGUGUUUUGGAGUACUUGACGAACCGCUCAUGUUUUACCUACCUACUAAUACACACACAAAGAUAAGUUUGAAAAAGAAUGCAUGUAACAUUUUAACAUUGUCAAGUUAUCCAUUAAAUGUAAUAAAUAAAAAAUACAAGAAUCAUAUUACAGUCUUCAAAAAUGGGACAUUUAAGAUCAACAAGUCAACAAAAAAUGACUCUGGAGAGUAUAUGGUGGAAAUACACAGCUCUACUAAUGGUUCAUUACUGCACACCAAAAACAUCUAUCUGGAUAUACAAGCUCCUGUGUUAGAGCCAGCUACAUCUCAGUUGUGUUUGUCACCAGAAGAGAAAAUAAUCAGCUGCUCUUCUGAGGGAGAUGAAGUAGAGUUUAUGUUGUUUUUGGACGAUAACCUAUUGUUACAGACCACAACUAAGAGUACAGAAAAAAGCAGCAUUUCAAAGGUUACCGUCACCUUACAUGCUCAACUGAUGGGAAAACUGGCAUGUAUUGUUCAAAACAAUGUCAGCAGACGCCAAAAGAUCAUCCUCAUUACAAGCUGCACGGGUACUGUUGUGACUGUGGCUGUGGUAGCAAGCAUUGGCACUCUACUUCUUGUUUUGGCUGUUUUUCUUGGUGUAAAGCAUUUCAAUAAGAAAACUGACCCCAUGACUGUCAAUAAAGAUCAUAGUGAAGACAAUAUCAUCUACUCAGAUGUUAGAGUCAAACAGCAUGCAAGAAAAACAGCAUCCGAUUAACACGCAAAUGAAUGUUGUCAUCAAAUAUUUUUUCUGACCUUGCCUCAGCAUUAUGCUCUCUCUGUUUAAAUGCAAGACUGCCUUUAUUGUGCUCUGUUUUCCGUGAUAAUCUUUGUCCCAUUUCUUUUAACCUACUGACCUGAAUCAUAAACUUUAAUUCUGUUAGAAUUUUGACCAGAAUCUAAACCUGUCUAAUCUUGGAGACUCAAUAAAGUUUACUGGUCAGUAAUACUUUCAUACAUGUGCUCAAAUUGCUGAUUUGCUUGUGAUUUGGGGUAUGGGUGCUCACAGCAAAUGUGAGUUGUGGUUCUUGUUUUAGGUCAGUAAUCUUCACUGCGUGGAUUGUCGCGACUUUUAGAACCACAAACUAUACAGUGAUCCCUUUUUUUGUGCAAUUUUCCAUGUAUUUUUUUUUCUUUUUUGAACAGCGCAUUGUAUUCUGCGUCCUUAUUGGCUGUAGGCCAUUGUCAAUCAAUUUCGUGCCCUGUCUCCUGUCCAGUACAGAAUGCGUUCAGGUUGUCAAAUUUACAUAAAUCUUCGAUCCCUAGCAGUGUGACUCUGAAGUGCUGUACUGUAUGUUUGUAAGUUUUCUCCCCAACAAACACAACAAUGUCGACAAAACGCUUUGCACCGUCAAAGGCAAACCAAAACCAAAGUGCCUUUGGCUUAAUUCUAUAAUACUAGACUUAUUCUUCUAAGAAGGUUUAAACUUUGAGAGUGUUUAAACAAGAAAGAAAAGUGUGAAAAUGUUCAUGCCUGUCUGAGAAAAGUGUAUAAAGUGUAUGUAGUGAGGGGUUUUACAGCCUAAAACAUCUAUAACAAUUGUAAAAGUUGGCUACUUCGCGGAUUUCACCUAUUGUGGGUUAUUUUUCGAAUGUAACGAUAAACGAGGGACCAUUGUCACUACCUGAUCUGUACUGGAAACCCGAUCCGUACCACACAUGUGCGAAAGGCGUCUACUUCCGCUUGAAGCAUUUUAUGAUAGUUAUGGGUCAGAGUAUCCGUUAAGAUGUUAACAAUAAUAAGUCUCUCUUAAAAUGUUUGCAAUAAUGAAACAUUUCAAUAUAAUGAAGACAUAAAUGAAAAAUAAAAAGCUAGUUAUGGAUCAGGACUCCCCGAUCCUUACUGCGCAUGUGCAGAUGUUCUCUUCUUCUGUUUUGUUUAAGUCUGUAAUUAGGUGCCAUUCUUCUUAUUUUACAGCGCUGUUGUUCAAUCGGGGGAAGCUCUCCGUUGAGAGAAGGGGGACGGAUCGGUACGGUACGGAUCGGGUUUCUGGUACGGAUCUGGUUGUGACAACCACUGUAUCCCGCUUUCAGUGACCUGCUAAACCAUAUGAUACUGCCAAAAUGACAAAGAAGUUAAUAGAAAGUGGUAUACUAUACUUUAGAUGUUGUUAAAACCAUGACAUACAUAUAGCUCAGUAAUCAUUUGUCAAGGUUUGUGAUCAUGUGGCAUUUUGGAAAUGU